AUGGCAAAGAAGGGCAGGGAAAAGAGGGUGAAGGAACCCAGCAGCAUCCCCUUGGCACAGCCGGAUCGGUCUGGUCCCAGCGAAGCCACGCUGCUCCAGCUCGCCCAGGAGAGAGGCCUCUUCAAGCAGGCCGACCAGGACCCGAGGAACAAGAACCUGCCCAAGGGCGCCGUCCGGAUCGGCAAGCCCAGCAAAGCCGCCAGCAGUGAUGACGAAGAUGACGACGAAGAAGAGGAGGACGAGGGGGAAGAAGCCUUGCUGUCUCCUGCCAUGGAACGCAUCAUGGACACGCUGCUGUGGACCGUGAGCCUGGCCAUGGUCCACGGCACUUUCGAUGUGCUGGUUCAGAACCAGUACGCCAUGAGCAUCGAGUAUUCCGCCAUCAUCAGUCGCACGCUUCUCGCAUUCUUUGUUCUCUUCUUCCUCUUCUACAACCUCCACGCGCACCCCACGAGCCCGAACCUCGUUCCGGGACUUCCGCUGCGCUUCCAGCACCCCAUUCGGCAGGCCAUCUUCUUCGUUGCCAGCACGUGGGCCGGGUGCCACCUGAUAUACAUCACCAACAAGUUCAGCUACCUGUACGUCUUAAAACAGGCGCCGACGCUGGGCUGCGUGUGGAUCUGGUCGGUUCUGGAGCUCGAUCUGGCCGUGGCCGUUGUCAGCCUGGCCGCGGCGGGUGCGUACCUGUUGCAGGGAGGAUACGCCAUCAAAUGA
Colletotrichum higginsianum IMI 349063 is the source of this 714-nucleotide messenger RNA. RefSeq lists its product as uncharacterized. The record is from RefSeq and is a predicted model, not a curated record. The transcript has 2 exons. NCBI's taxonomy places the organism in Eukaryota, Fungi, Ascomycota, Sordariomycetes, Glomerellales, Glomerellaceae. Bases 1 to 714 code for a protein of 237 amino acids.